Messenger RNA from Raphanus sativus (radish), 879 nucleotides. Its product is annotated as UPF0725 protein At2g20625. NCBI's taxonomy places the organism in Eukaryota, Viridiplantae, Streptophyta, Magnoliopsida, Brassicales, Brassicaceae. The transcript is spliced from 2 exons. The record is from RefSeq and is a predicted model, not a curated record. Bases 361 to 750 code for a protein of 129 amino acids.
CUAGUUCUGAACAGUAAAUGAUAAUUUUGCUAGCAGUCGAACAAAAUUCAGAGUUCAUCAACAAAUUUUUUUUUAUCAUCUCUUCGAUUCAUCAAUAAUGAAGAAAUCUUAAAAAUGUUUAAGUGAGUCGUGUGUUGUGGGACUCUGUGCUUCAGUUUCGAUUUUUUUUUUUUAAAUUGCAUUUGAGUUCUUUCACCAUCUUUCUAAUUUGCGAGCUUAGAUUGGCCGUCUUUAUUCACAUCUCGGCUCUUCAGAAACAAUUUUAUUAUUCGAUUGGUUCUGAGAUUGAAUAAUUAUCUUACAAGGAAAUAUUCUUACUCGAAUUGUUCUGUUUGAGGAGUAGUGUUUGGUGCUAUUACUAUGUCGGGGACACAAGGGUGGAGCCCUCUGCAAGAAGAGGCAAUUUUAGAUUCCAUAGUGAGCGAAAACAGCGACGAUGAGUAUGAUUCCGACAACACAAAUUUGCCUGAAGCGGUUGUGGAGGCUAUGGCUGCACGUAACGAGAUUCUCGCAAAGAAGAAUCAAUUGAUGAGACGGAUGAUGGAGCGCGAGCAAGCAUAUAGCAUAGAGCGUGUGGUUGAGAUCCUAGAUGGUUUGCCUGGAGUGAGGAAGUGGUCUCCCUUUUAUUGUGCAGCCCUUGAUCAUUUGAUAGCUGGUGCAGCAAAUAGACAAGGGCUUAUAGCGUUUCCUAGCGCUGAAGAUAAGAUUCGCUAUUUAGAACACAGGAUUAAAAGAAAGCUUGAUGUUUGAAUGUUUUUGUGAGUUUUGGUUUAUGUUUGGGUGUACGGCCUUUAGUGUUAUUGACGAUCAUGUUAGAUUAUGACUUUGGUUUAUGUUACACUUGUUGUCUCACGUCUAUUAGUACAUGACUUAUUAUCA